AUGGCACCCCCAGUAUACAUCAUCUCUCGGGUCGCGGAUCCGAUUUUCGCCGUGUUCAUCGGCGUUUCGGCAGCUGCGCUGAGGAUCAACCGUGAGGAGAAGGACAAAGGCAAGUCCACGCAGGAGAUCGUUGAGACAGCCCGUCGUCGCCUCAGUUUCUUCAAGAGCUCAUAA
Messenger RNA from Chaetomium fimeti, 174 nucleotides. RefSeq lists its product as uncharacterized. The transcript is spliced from 2 exons. Gene Ontology annotation, biological process: protein secretion. The record is from RefSeq and is a predicted model, not a curated record. The coding region runs from base 1 to 174 and encodes 57 amino acids. NCBI's taxonomy places the organism in Eukaryota, Fungi, Ascomycota, Sordariomycetes, Sordariales, Chaetomiaceae.